Messenger RNA from Peronospora belbahrii, 561 nucleotides. The record is from the annotation of a GenBank genome assembly. NCBI's taxonomy places the organism in Eukaryota, Oomycota, Peronosporomycetes, Peronosporales, Peronosporaceae.
AUGUACGAGCGUCAAGAACCAAGUUAUUACUCCAUUCUUCAUGUAGAUGAUGAUGCAAGUUCAUCGGUCAUUGUAAAAGCUUAUCGCUCAAUGGCACUCAAGUAUCAUCCCGAUAAAAAUCCAAAUGCAAAACGAGAACAUUUUCAAGCUAUUACCGAGGCAUAUGAAGUACUGUCGGAUCCCGAGAAGCGACGAUUGUAUGACUCUUAUGGCCCUUCAUUGAAGCCAAGAUUGAGUGAAACAUUGUCUCAAUUGGCACCACUGCUUCUCUCUUUUGUAACGGGUUUUGUGGGAUCUAGUGCUCGAGUUUAUAGUAAAUCUGUUAGUGCUCUAGCCAUGUUUGGAUGGGAAGUUUGUCUAAUGGGUGUCGCAGGUAUGUUCUACUGCUACCAUCCAAGUACCAAGGACACCUCCAAGCCAACAAAAACAUCCAACAGAGAGGUUGUGUCUGUUUCAGACUAUGUGACCAUUACCUCCAUGGGACUAUUGAUGGGGAACUUUAGUGGCUGGGCAGCUGCAUCUAUUAUCUUGCUUGGCAAGGCGAUCAUGCAUGGAAGUUAG